UACGUCAAGCUUCGAAAGUUGCGGACGGACAUUGAGCGCAUCGAGAAGAACUUGGACGACCAAGAGGAAGAUCGCUCCUCUUCCUUUUCAUCCGGCUCACCACUGCUUCCUCCUUCGGAUAGCGACGGCGAGUGCGGCGAGGAGCGUGGCAAGGAUGACAAGGGCGACACAGACGCGGAGCCGAAAGCAGGCGGGUCCUUGGCCAAGCCACCCCCUGUGCCGGCCAAAGGGAGUGGCGUGAAGCACCCUCCGAAGGUCAAGGCUGGAGCCCAAACUGCAAAGGCAGCAGCUCGCCGAGACCCGGGGGCGCCCAACCACAUGGGCCACCCGAAUGCCGCAGGCGACCUCUACCCAGGUUUUCCAAC
Molecule: messenger RNA, 365 nt
Organism: Symbiodinium sp. CCMP2456
Lineage: Eukaryota; Dinophyceae; Suessiales; Symbiodiniaceae
Source: the annotation of a GenBank genome assembly